CCUGCACCAAUAUAUCACUAACCGAGUCUUUGCUAAACAACGCAGUGAGAAGAAACAUAAUAUUUGGGGGCACUACUAGAAAUUUAACCUAAUCUCUGAAGAACAGCGGAAGAAAAGAUUUCUAGGGUUUCUCAAAAUGUUUCGACAAAUUUCACGUCAGUUGUUAUCUAGAUCGAGUACGAUCAAAGGGUCUAGAUCUCUAUCAACAGAUCUACCAGCAGGAGAAACAACGGCAAAUCAAGCAUUCAUUGAUGCAUGGAAAAAAGCAUCCCCAAAUAUGGAUCCACCAAAAACUCCAUUGACUUUCAUGAAUCCUCGUCCUGCUACUCCUUCAUCGAUUCCUAAUAAACUUACUGUCAAUUUUGUCUUGCCUUAUCAAUCUGAGUUGUCCUCAAAGGAGGUUGACCAGGUCAUUAUACCAGCAACAACCGGUAUGAUGGGAGUUCUUCCUGGACAUGUAGCUACCAUCGCAGAACUCAAACCUGGGGUUCUCUCAGUGGUUGAAGGAAAUGAAACAACCAAGUAUUUCAUCAGCAGUGGAUUUGCAUUCAUCCAUGCAAACUCUUACGCGGAUAUAGUUGCUGUUGAGGCAUUACCCCUUGACCAAAUUGACCCAGCUGAGGUUACAAAGGGUCUCGCAGAGUUCACUCAGAAGGUGACUUCUGCCACAACUGACUUGGAGAAAGCUGAAGCUCAGAUUGGAGUUGACGUUCACAGUGCCCUCAAUGCUGCACUUACAGGCUAGUUGAUGUCCUCCAACAACAUCCCUUUCAAAACUUCUUCUUUCCUUUUUUUUGUGAAUGUGAGGGCUGAGUACUCUCUUUUGAGAUCAUACUGAUUUUUGGGGAGGUUGAAUAAACUAUCUAGAAGCAAGAUUCUCUCUGUAGGUUUUUUACAGAUCACAGUGCAACUUGAAUGGUUAAACUCUCUUUGCUGUAUUGACUGUAGGGGAAAGGUUAGCAGAUGCCUAUCUCCAAAUGUUUGUUCAGUAUGUUCCAAUCUGCUUUAAAUUUAAAUUUGAAAAAUGUAAACUUCCAAUCUGCAUUUCCAGUCUCGGGCUUUAUCUCUUUACAAUAAUACAUGAGAGAGAACAUGG
Papaver somniferum (opium poppy) is the source of this 1096-nucleotide messenger RNA. RefSeq names its product ATP synthase subunit delta', mitochondrial-like. Bases 137 to 745 code for a protein of 202 amino acids. The record is from RefSeq and is a predicted model, not a curated record. Gene Ontology annotation, molecular function: proton-transporting ATP synthase activity, rotational mechanism. The transcript has 2 exons. NCBI's taxonomy places the organism in Eukaryota, Viridiplantae, Streptophyta, Magnoliopsida, Ranunculales, Papaveraceae. Gene Ontology annotation, biological process: proton motive force-driven ATP synthesis.